This is a messenger RNA of Vanrija pseudolonga, 1785 nucleotides long. RefSeq names its product N amino acid transport system protein. The record is from RefSeq and is a predicted model, not a curated record. Lineage: Eukaryota; Fungi; Basidiomycota; Tremellomycetes; Trichosporonales; Trichosporonaceae. The transcript has 3 exons. Gene Ontology annotation, biological process: amino acid transmembrane transport. Gene Ontology annotation, molecular function: L-amino acid transmembrane transporter activity. Bases 1 to 1785 code for a protein of 594 amino acids.
AUGUCGCUGUCGCCCCUCUCGCCUAUCCAGGCCGAAGUCGCUGCUCACCAGAGUCCAGCACAGACGCUGCAAGACGACGCCUUGGACCGCAGCCGCAACGCACAACCCCUCGAAAUCUGCCUCUUCCACGCGUUCAUCGAGCGGCUGCGCGAAUCGCGGGACCCCCGUCCGAUUCCCGACUCGCCGUGGACCGUCAUCUUCAAGAAGCUCACGGGGCGUGGCGACAGUGUCGUCUACCCGAAUGCGCCCAUCCCGACGGCCACCAGUAUCAACUCGCCCGGGGAGGAGGAGUUGAAGGUUGCAACCCCGGUGGAUGAGAAGGCCGAGGCGGACUCGUCGAGCCCUGCCCUCCAACCACCGAGCGACCUCGACAUCCUGAACCAGAAGGAAACCGCUUACCGCCUCCUCCGUGUAGCCCCCUGGCAAGUGGUCUUCUUCCUCGUCACGACCGACGUCCUCGGCCCCGUCUCCGCCCCCAUGGCGUUCGCCGAGCUCGGCUACGGCCCUGGCGUCCUGGUGUACAGCUUCUUCUUCAUCCUCGCCUUUGCCUCGGGGCAGAUCCUCUGGCGCAUGUACCUGCACCUCGACUCGGAGCUAUACCCUAUCACCUGCUAUGCCGACAUUGGUGAGCGCACGUUUGGGCCGUUUGUUCGCCACCUGUUCAAUCUCCUGCAAUCUCUUCAGCUGCUCUUCAACGUCGCAGUGCUUAUUGUUGGCAACGGGCAGGCCCUAGCGGCUAUCAUCAACUACAAGUUUUGCUACGUCGGCCUCAACGUGCUGUGGGCAGUGGCCGGAGCACUCGUCGGCCAGGUCAAAAGACUGCGCAGCUUUGCGCCUUUCACCACCAUCAACAUCUUUCUCAGCUUGACUGGCAUGGGAAUCGUCCUCGCGGGCAUUGCGACCUAUCCGCCGAUCCCGCAAAUGUCAGGCCACCUUGACCUGUCCGAGCCAAUCAUUCGCUCGGGAUGGGUUCCUGAGUACACUGUGGGCUGGUAUAGCCAGGUCGGCGGUGUCCAGCUGGCCGUGUUCGCCUACGGCGGGGCAAUGAUCUUCCCCGAAUUCCUCGCCGAAAUGCGCCGCCCAAACGACUUUUGGAAGGCGGCAUUCUUCAGCCAGUUUUUGUGUUACUCGCUCUACAUGUUCUUUGGCCUGCUCGUGUACUCGUACCAAGGGCAGUACACGUCCAUCCUUCCGUCUCUCAACUUUGCGAACGCGCCGCUGCAGCUCGCCGCCAAUGUCAUUGGGCUGGUCGCCACUGGCAUCGCUGGUGUCCUCUACGCCAACAUUGGAGUCAAGGUGUUCUACCAAAACGUCUUGCGCGAGUACUUUAACGCCCCCGCGCUCACCACCCGCCACGGGUCGGUCAUUUGGUCCAUCACAAUGUCACUCUACUGGGCCUUUGCGUGGGUCGUCGGCUCGGCUGUCCCCAACCUCAACGCCCUGGUGACUCUUAUCGGUGCGGCUUGCAUCCUUCAGUUUACGUACACCUUCCCUCCGAUUCUGCUCCUCGGCUUCUGGGUGCAAAAGGACGCCAUUGUGGAGGAUCGGCCAUGGCAGCCGGGUCAGCUCGCGUGGUCCAACCGGGUCGACACUUGGCGAGAUGUGUCGCGUUGGAAGCGGGGGUUUGCGCCGUACUGGUACGCCAAGGUCGGUUUCAUCGUCGUCUUUCUGGCCGCGCUAUCGCUCGCUGGCCUCGGCAUUUAUGCUGGUGUCGAGAUUGCCAUCCAGGCGUUUGAUGCGUCGGCGACGACGUCGUUUUCUUGCCGUGCGCCUGGGCAGCCGUAG